Molecule: messenger RNA, 6783 nt
Organism: Anarrhichthys ocellatus (wolf-eel)
Lineage: Eukaryota; Metazoa; Chordata; Actinopteri; Perciformes; Anarhichadidae
Gene: akap1b
Product: A kinase (PRKA) anchor protein 1b
Exons: 10
Coding region: 254-2812 (852 amino acids)
Cellular component (GO): membrane; mitochondrion
Molecular function (GO): protein kinase A regulatory subunit binding; RNA binding
Source: RefSeq, a predicted model, not a curated record
AUAAGAAAAUAGGAAGGGGGCAAACACUUUUUCACAACUGUAUGUAAAAAAGAAUAUCUGAUUACCAAAAUUGAAAACGUAAUACCUUUCACAAAGAGUAUUUAAAUAAUAAAAUAUUCAGGUCCAGCCGUAGUGAAAGACUAAAGCUUAACCCUUCCAUCAGCAUGCAAUCAACGGGCAGAUCCAGACCACUUUUCCCUCACUAAUACAAAUAUGUGUGUCUUUCAGGUGUAGCUGUUAGUGUCCUGAGGAAAUGCCGCUGAGGUUACGCUCUGUUGUGCCCUACACACUGCCUGGAGUCCUUGCACUGAUCGGCUGGUGGUGGUACAUCUCGCGGAAGAAAGAGCGGCUCAUCAGCCAUGACAGCCCAGACGGGGCUCCAACAGCUCCGGGUCUUAGAGCAUCUCCAGCAGAGGGUAGCAACGGUUUGGUUGAGAAAGGCACUGUAUCCCCCACAAAUGACACAGAAAGCCCCACCCACAGACCCCCAAAGGUCAGUAACCUGAGAACAGAACAUGAGAAUAUUUCCCAAAUCCAUGGCACUGAAGCAGCACCUUCAAUGAAACCCAAUUCUGAAGAAGCUGCCCCUCAGCUUGACAGAAUAAAACAAGAGGAAGUCCAUAAACCCUCAGUCUCGAUUCUGCUAUCACCUGGCAAAGAAGACAGUCUGCAGGUGUCAUUGACAGACCACACAGACCCAGAGAAAAGCUCAACGCCUGUCUUGGUAAAAGAACUGGAGAAGCACCUAGUCAAAGAUCCAGCCUGUGCUCCAGAAGCCACAGUAGAAGAGGUCAUCUUGCCUACCCAAGUCACCAGCUCCUCCCCCACAACAACACACCUUUCUGAUGCAGAGAGGCCGGAGCCAGAAGGGGAAGUUGCAAAGCACUACAGCACUGUUAAUAUGCAAGAUGAGCUGGUUGUUUGUUCAGCCACCCCAGCCAAAGUGCAGAGAGUGAUCCCAUCAGAGGGAGACUCUCUAGAGACACCCCCUUCAGCGCGGGAGUUCCACCAACACAUUCUAACCAGCACACCUACCUCCCUGACCCCGACCUCCACAGCCCUGACAACGGUCCAAGAUAUCACCACCAUAUCAGAGACCCAAGAGGACAUCCAGGUACACAGCAGCCAUGGAGAGGAGCAGGAUCUGGAACGAUUAGCGGCUGGACUCAUAACUGAGGUCAUCUCAGCAGCUACCCUGGAGAUCCUUGGUGUCACCAGCUGCCAAGUCACACAGCCCAGCUGCAGUAAUAGAACACCACUGGCUAGCGGCAGACUGUACUCCCAACAGGAGCCAAUCGCAGCAGCACAGCAGCACCACCAUCUACUGACUAGCCCCUCUCAGAUAGGCAAUGAGUCUAGAGAGGCCAGAGAGACGGGAGAGCAAGGGAUGCCGAACGGAUGCUCCUCGGCUCCAGUAUGGGAGCCGAUUGAGGUCAGUCACAGGGCUCAUCAGACAAACCAUGCACAGAGAGACGAUUGGCUAACACCCUCACAUCAAGCAGCACAAAGUAACGUUUUGCUAAACAUGAAACUGAAAGGUGAUGAAGCAGCAGUGCUGGCCGACGACUCGGCCUGCAGCACAUGCCACUCUGAGGAUGGCAUCAGCAAUGAGGACCUCCAGAACAGCAUGUUCAAAAACCAAAUUGAUGUGAUCCAGGUUACAGACUUGUCAGAAAAAGAAGCCACACAGCCUCAAUCUCUGGAGACUGCCACGGAGGCAACUGAAGAAAACUCCCUGGUGGCUGUGUGCGAGAUGAGAAAGAGACUCAAUGGAAUGGGCCUCAGGAAUGGAGCUCACGGGACAUGCGAGUUGGAGACGGACCAGUCUGGAGGAUCUGAUGUGAACAGUAUGGACUCGGUGGACAGCGGCUGCACUAUGGGUGCUGGGGAAAGCCAGACCAACCACGCUGCCUCCUCGAGCUCUGAGCUGGUCAUCUGGGAGAUUGAGGUGCCGAAGCAUCUUGUGGGGCGGUUAAUAGGGAAGCAGGGAAGAUAUGUGAGUUUCCUGAAGCAGAACUCUGGCGCAAAGAUCUACAUCUCCACCCUGCCUUAUACACAGGAGUUCCAGAUCUGCCACAUAGAGGGUACACAGCAGCAGGUUGACAAAGCCCUGUCCUUGAUUGGGAAGAAGUUUAAAGAUCUGGACAUGACCAACCUAUAUGCACCGCCGCCGCCCCCACUAACAUUGCCAUCGCUUCCCAUGACCUCCUGGCUCCUGCUCCCCAGUGGAGUGACCGUUGAAGUGAUCGUGGUGAACAUCGUGUCAGCCGGUCACGUCUUUGUCCAGCAGCACACCCAUCCCACCUACCACGCUCUGCGCAGCCUCGACCAGCAGAUGUUCCUCUGCUACUCGCAGCCGGGCACCCCUGCCCUGCCCUCCCCUGCUGAAGUGGGUGUGAUCUGUGCAGCUCCUGCGGCAGAGGAAGCCUGGUGGAGAGCUCAGGUCAUCACCUUCUAUAAAGAAACUAAUGAAGUGGAGAUCAGAUACGUCGACUAUGGAGGCUACGACCGAGUUAAGAUCGACUCACUACGGCAAAUACGGUCUGAUUUUGUAACACUACCAUUUCAAGGGGCUGAAGUAUUGCUUGACAACAUCGCCCCACUUCCAGGAGAGGAUCGUUUUUCACCAGAGGCCACAGCAGCGCUGGAGGAGAUGACCAGAGGAGUGGCAUUGCUUGCACAGGUGUCAAACUACGACAACAACACAGGCCUCCCUCUGGUCCACCUGUGGAACAUGGUCGGAGAAGAGGUGAUUUCAGUGAACCGUACGCUAGCAGAGAGGGCCCUGGGUGUUUGGGUGGAUGGAUUUUGAACUCCCUCAUGCUCUGAGCUUCACCCCCUUAUUCUCUUGUGAACAGCUGUCUUGGACCCGGGUCAUCCUGAGGUCCCAGCCCCACCAGACACGCCGGUGGAUCUAAGAAGAUUGUUUUUUCUUUCAUUGCUCUUUUUUGUCCUAUUUUUUUUUUCCUGACCCCCAUUUCUUUGAAAAGAAAUUAAAAAUUGUUUUCAGGCAAAAUCUACAAGAACAGCACUGCUUCAAAAUAAGACGACCUCCCCUCUUGUUCUUGUCCACAAAAAUAACUUAAAGAAGGAAAGGAACAGGUACUUGUUAAAAAAUAAAUUCAAAAAAACAAACAUUUUUAAAUCUAUAUUGUAACUAAAUAAAGGUUCAACCAAUAUUUUUUUCCUCCCACAUCCCAACUUAAUUUUUGCUCCGGGCCUUUGCUCACCGACUGUGGAUCAUUGUGCUGUGUGGAAGGACAAAUGCCUCCAUCAGACUUGUCGACACUUGUGAACAGUUUUGACUUUCAUUGAUGCCUCGGUUAUCAUCAUCUGUAGCUCACUACAUUUCAAAGAAGAUUUAUCUGAUAUUUUGGGGUUCUUGUCUGGAUAGAAUGUGUUGGGGGGGCAGAAAGUCUGUAGAGACUGAUGAGUGACAGCAUAGCACAGAGGAGACAAGGCCAGAGGCUGGUCCCUGGUGGAGCACCCAGCUGGUCUGCCCAGCAGUGUUGCAUUAAGAGACAUGGAUUUCUCUGGGGUGUACGUCCAGAGCUGCUGCUCCACCUCCAACCAGGACGGAGGACAGAGCGGGUUCCCUUUGCUCUGCCUUUCACCACCAACUUGCACUGCGUUAUCGAGGAGCCAGGGAUUUCAACGUACUAGACAAAAUGCAGUUGACCAGUUUUUCAUAUUUGAGCUCAAAGUUGGGCAAGAUUUCCUUAACUCAACAUUUCCAAAAUGCAUUUUUCAGACAGCAUGUCAGCAAGGCAACGUACGGCUGACGAUGCAGAUCAUUACGGAUGGGCUGUUUGUUAAAGACUGACAGAACUGUAAAGAUCCACUCCCAUUGUGUGAUGGCACCUCUAAAUUAAGUAUCCCCACAGUUGAGAUAAAAAAUCAGUUAAACAAUUCCGUACGACGACAACUCCUUGGAAAAUGUUGCUAAUUAACAGCACCAUUACUGAUUUGGCAUUUUUUUUUUUUUAUCUAUCAAAACUAACAAAUGAUCAAACAUUUCAAUCUGAAGGACAGCGAAGCGGCUAGAGGUCUGUGUUGACUCAUUUUCACAUGUUGGUCAAUGUCUCAUGGUUGUCCUCUGGUUUCAUAAUUCCAAAGAACAGGAUGCCAUAAUCAUACGGUUAGUGAGGGAACCACCAAACUGACUGAAGGAAGCACUACACAAGAGUUGGUUUCCAGUGCUGCUCGUCAGUAUGGACCUAAUAUUAACUGUUUGUCUAAAUCCAGUUUGUGUCAUUAGAGCGCAUGGUAAAGCAGCCUCACUGUCCACCUGUGUGUCGCCACAGACAGCAGGGCCUUGUUCUUCAUGUGGAUGAGGUGAUUCAUCACUUCUUUAGCUAAUAUAUGAUAUGAAUCAGUUGUCAUAGCAACAAGUCCUCAACCCAAACCUGAAAGUUGACAUAAUUCAGAUUUUAGGGGCCUGUAUCAACAAGCUAAUUCAACUUCCACUGACUUUCUUUGGGAGCAGUGGCUUCACUGAGCCUGGCGUUGGUGAUGCAGGAUAACUGGUCUCAUGAAGCUGGCUCAUCACAGUGAAGUAUUAAGAAAACACUUUACAGCUGAAACGGUGACACGGGUGAGGAUUGAGGCAGCAAAAGAAAUGUUGAUAGUAGAAAUGCACAACUUGAAGAAAACACGAUUUAAGUAUUAAAAGUAAGGAUAUAAAUACGUGUUGGAAUGAUGGCUUUCUAAAUUAUGUUUGGCUUUUAACAUGUAGUUCUCCCAAAAUAAACCUCAAAUCUGAUGUGUGAUGCACAUGAAAAGUAAUAAUAGCUGAUCAGGUCUAUCUGACCAAAACAAUUAUAAUUGAAUGGGAGCUAGUUAAGUGUUUGCUGUAUUUUAUUAGAAAAUAGAACCAAAGUAUAAGUCAUGUUAAUGUGCUCUGAAGUGAUGGAAUAAGUGUAAAUGCAUCAACACUGUCUGGAAACAAUGAAAGCGCAGAUGAAGUCACAGUUAAUUACUAUUUAGUGAGAUAGACACUGCUGUUUGUUAGAAGCCCUGUUCUAACCCACAGUGAUUCAAAAGGCUACAGUAAUAAGAGCAUCAUGUUUCUAUAGGCCAGGAGAAUCACAGUCAGGAUCCUGGGGGAGGGAUGACUCCUUUUCUAGUGAUCUGAUUGGUUUGAAGGGCAGUUGACAGAUUGUGAUUGGAUCUCCUGAAGUAGCAGUGCAGCAUAUGUUACCAUGGUAAUCUCUGCUUCUGUAGACAUGAGCCAGUUAGCCACUAAUCUCACUUUGUGAUACAGGCCCCUGAUGGAAACCUUUCUAGUUUUUGAGAAUGAUCACAGUGUGGGUGUAAUUCUACAUUUCUUCAAAAGCAUGUCUUCAUUGCAAAAUAAGAGCACGGUGUCACUCAUAAUGUCAUCCAAGUUUAACAAAUCAAUUAUUUUACUGUGUUUGACAAACCGAGUCUUCUGGAUGAGACCAUUAUAGCUGUCUAUCGUCACGUUAGCCUGAGUGCUGUUUAUUAUGAAAAGCUUGGCUUGAGUGAGCCUGACAAACCAGGGUUGAAUUUUCUUCUAAACAACCCAAAAUGAAUGUGGCCAGAUUAAUAGAAACAUGGUGAUAGAACACAGACAUGAAGGACGGAUCACCUCAAUUCAACACGCCUAAUAGAAAAUCAUGACUUUAUGAAACUGUAAAUGAGCUUGAUCUAUUUCAGCCGUCCUUGUAAUGUUUUGAUGAAACACCCCUCUGGAUUAGCUCAACUACGUAUGAAGAACACGGUCCUGCUGAGCAGGGAGACCCACAGUCCUGCAAGUUUCUUUUCAGUCCAGUCUUGCUACUGUAGUAUAGAUUGCAUUAUUUUUCAGACAUUGAAUCAUAAUGUUCUAAAUAAUAAUAAUGUAAUUCUAAAUAACAAACUCUGUCUAUUUCUUAUUUUCUAUUAAGUCUCUUUUCAAUGAAAAAUGAAAUCACUGUUACCCAAGCAAUAAGGCAGCUUUAUUUUGAAAUUGAAGGACAGAAUGUGGAAAGGAGUGGGCUUUAAGUGCUCCAUAUAACACGACUACAAACGGAGCACGUUCUCUGCAUAACAUAACACAUGUAAAUGACACUUUAAAAACUCCUCAAUAAUACAUCUUGUCAAUAAUGUAUCUCAGGAAUGGUUGGUUAGGUGGUUGGUUAGGGACUCAACAGGCCUGAGGGCAGCUGAUGGAGGAAAGGGGCAUGAUUGUGCUUGAACAGAGAGAAUUCCGAUGUAAAGGAAAUUAGGCAUUUUGACGAAGAAUAACAUAAAAGACAUUUAUGAGUUCUUGAAGAAGGUGUCCUUAUGUUGGUGCUGGAAUCGGAGCAGUAGCCAUAUUGUCUCUUGUUGGCUUGUGUGCAUACUUCCUCUCUGUUCCAUACAAACUGUCUAAUCCCGUCUGUCCCCCUUUUUUAAAUCCAGAUAAAUAACCCUCACCACACCUUAAGACAUCAUUUUAAUCGAACUAGAGUUUUGUUCAUUUCUCUGUAAAUAAGAUGUUUGACUGUACUUUUCUAUAACACUGGAGAGAAAGAGGUAUAAAGGGAACAUUAUUGGUAUUUUUUUCUGUUUGGUUUGUUCUGGUUCAUCCUGCCUCCCCUUUUUCAAUCAAUGUUCUCAAGCUGUGAGAUAAGUGUUUGCAUAGCUAGACAAGUCAUCAUUUGAUUAUUUAAAUGGGUGUUAAGGUCGUCUGCCCAAAAGCAUUUAACAUGUACAGACCAGUUUUGCUAGGCUCAUCUUAAGUUUGAUUUGUUGAUUGUACAGAUCUAUUAAGGGAAAAAAAUAAAGUUAUUGAAAGUG